AUGGGCCUGAGGGGCGGGGCCCGAGCCGGGGGAGGAGGGGGUGGAGGCCGGGGCGGGGCUCAACUCUGGGGAGAGGGGGCGGGGAGCGGCGGGGUAAAGCGCGGAGUGGGCGGGGCCCGACCUGGGGGAGAUGGGCGGGGCUCGGAGGGUCCCGGAGCCGGGGAGACGCGCUCCACGGGGGUGGGGUUGGAGGCGGGCCCCGAGCUUCGGGAGCUGCGCGCCGGGAAGGACAGUAGUGGGGGAAGGCGUGAGGUUGCAGGGGGCGCAGUGGGCGGGGCCCGAGGGCCGGACGCCGAGUCGGAGCGCCUGGGGGGGCGGGGCCCAGACGUUUCCAGGAAGCAGCUCGCUCCGCAGCUCCACCUGCUGGUCCCGGCCGGAUCCGCCCGUCCUGAGGACCAGUAG
This is a messenger RNA of Eubalaena glacialis (North Atlantic right whale), 402 nucleotides long. RefSeq lists its product as uncharacterized. The coding region runs from base 1 to 402 and encodes 133 amino acids. The transcript has a single exon. The record is from RefSeq and is a predicted model, not a curated record. Lineage: Eukaryota; Metazoa; Chordata; Mammalia; Artiodactyla; Balaenidae.